GCCAGUGUGUGAGUGCACAACUUAGAAGGGUGGAGUGUGUUGUGUAGAGUUUAAGGUAAACUCAAGAGAAACACUGCAAUCAUGACUGCUGUUCAUCGUCUGGUUAUCGUUCGCCACGGUGAGAGCGCAUGGAACCAGGAGAACCGUUUCUGCGGCUGGUUCGAUGCUGACCUCAGUGAGAAGGGUAUGGAGGAGGCCAAGCGUGGAGCCCUGGCCAUCAAAGAGGCAGGCUUCAAGUUUGAUGUCUGCUACACCUCCGUGCUUAAACGUGCUGUCAAAACCCUGUGGACCAUCAUGGAGGGGACCGACCAGAUGUGGCUGCCUGUGAUUCGUAGCUGGCGUCUGAACGAGCGCCACUACGGAGGCCUCACCGGACUCAACAAGGCCGAGACGGCUGAGAAGCACGGUGAAGAGCAGGUGAAGAUCUGGCGCCGUUCCUUCGACAUCCCACCUCCACCCAUGGAGAAGGACCACCCUUACCACAAAAUCAUCAGCGAGUCCCGGCGUUACAAGAACCUGAAGCCUGGUGAGCUGCCCACAUGUGAAUCACUGAAGGACACCAUCGCCCGUGCCCUGCCUUUCUGGAAUGAAGUCAUUGCCCCUGAAAUCAAAGCCGGGAAAAACGUCAUCAUCGCUGCCCACGGCAACAGCCUCCGUGGCAUCGUCAAGCACUUAGAAGGUAUGUCUGAUGCAGCCAUUAUGGAGCUGAAUCUGCCAACAGGAAUCCCCAUUGUGUAUGAGCUGGACGCAGACCUGAAGCCCGUUAAGCCCAUGUCUUUCCUGGGUGACGAAGAAACCGUGAAGAAGGCCAUGGAGGCUGUGGCCGCUCAGGGCAAAGCCAAGAAGUAAAUCUGCCUAGGAGGAGGCAAAAAAUGAACUGUUACCCCCUUUAUCCUCUACAUCAGUCCAUCCUCGUACACACCUUCAUUCCAAAUGGGGGGAAAUUUUAGUAUUUUCCUUUGGACUUUUACAGCAAACGUGUCAAAAUCAGCCUAAAAACACCCACUAUCACUGUGGAAAAAGCUCAGCCCUUUUAAAUUGUGGUCCAGCCCUAUUUUAAGGGCCUCACCACCCUGGCACUACCAAUAAAGAAGCCAUGUUUUUAUGUA
This is a messenger RNA of Sphaeramia orbicularis (orbiculate cardinalfish), 1109 nucleotides long. Its product is annotated as phosphoglycerate mutase 2. The record is from RefSeq and is a predicted model, not a curated record. Gene Ontology annotation, molecular function: intramolecular phosphotransferase activity. Bases 82 to 849 code for a protein of 255 amino acids. Gene Ontology annotation, biological process: glycolytic process. The transcript has 3 exons. NCBI's taxonomy places the organism in Eukaryota, Metazoa, Chordata, Actinopteri, Kurtiformes, Apogonidae.